CAGCGCCAGUCGUUCGGCGGAGCCUGGGGAGGUUAGGUCGGGUCACGCGCCCCGGAUGCGAAUGCUCGGUGGUACGGCACACCGCGACGGUCGACAGACGGUAGCGGAUACGCGGCACGGAGUCGCGCGAUUACGGCGGUGCCGCCGCCGAGUACCGGUCUCGCUCCCUUUGUCGCGCGCUCGCUGGCGAGCGUCGUACGUCCUCGUCGUCGCCGUCGACGCUCCGCAUCGUUCUCGUCCCGGCUGGGGCGAGCCCCGCUACGCCCGCUCAUCCCAGCGCUCGUCGAGCACUCUCAUCCCCUCGACGUCUCGGCGUUGCCGUUGCCAUCGCUGCAUCGUCGUCGUCUGGACAGCGGACGCGUCGUCUGCUCUCACCGCACCGUGCCCGCCGCACCUGUCGAUACGUAGUACCACCAAAGGGAGCGAGGACAAGCCAGCACCGUGUGUUCCCGGCCUAGUGACCUGACCUUGGAUCAGUCCGACCAGAGUUUCAACGGGUUACUCUCAACCCUCCUCGCCAUGCAUGGAUUUUGAACUUCCAUAUCCAGUACGAGGGUCCGUGGAGUUAAGCACGACGCAGAACAGAACUCCAACAAUGUGAACGUACAAACGAGCAAAGGCAAAUGCCCAACAAGGCACGGCCUCGUCAAGAGUGGUCUCCUCAAUCCCCCAUAGAUGUCUUGUGGAUGCCCCGCUCCGCCAUGAGGCUGGCCGAGGGUGACGCGUCGGAUUGCAUUUUGGUGGUCGGCGUAUCCAGAUCGAAAAUGGCCGUCGCUUUUUUAUCAGUCGCCCUGCUGUCCCUCUUCCUCACCUUCCACAUACUCUACGACAGCGCCGUUUACAGCCUCCAUGCGGUUUCCGCCGUCGAAGGACGCACGGUGGAACUGGUGUCUCAGGUACACGCGACGCCGCCUCUCCUCUUCUCCAACUCCAAGGUUCACUUCCCGCGCACGAAUCGCCAUCUUCCCCAGGCCAUCAUAAUCGGCGUACGCAAAUGCGGCACGAGGGCACUGCUGGAGAUGCUCUUCCUGCACCCGCAGAUACAGAAGGCGGCCGGUGAGGUCCACUUCUUCGACCGUGACGACAACUACGGGAAGGGUCUGGAAUGGUAUCGCCGCAAGAUGCCCUACUCCUUCAAGGGACAGAUCACGAUCGAGAAGAGCCCCAGUUACUUCGUGACGCCCGAGGUGCCCGAGAGAAUCCGCGCGAUGAACGGCAGCGUCAAGUUGCUGCUGAUCGUGCGGGAACCGGUCACCCGGGCGAUAUCGGAUUACACGCAAUUGCGCACGCACGCUGCGACCGCAUCUACACUGACCAACGGCACGCCGCAACAGCAGCAACAACAGCAACAGCAAGUAGCGCGUACGUUCGAGGAGCUCGUUAUGCGACCCGACGGUACCAUUAAUGAAUCCUAUAGACCGGUCGCCAUUUCCCUCUAUCACACCUACAUGCAUCGUUGGCUGGAAGUGUUCCCCAGAGAGCAGAUUCUCAUAGUGAACGGCGAUCAAUUGAUCGAAGAUCCGGUGCCUCAGCUGCGCCGAAUUGAGAAUUUCCUCGGGCUCGAACCGCGUAUCGGGCGACACAACUUCUACUUUAACCACACCAAGGGCUUCUACUGCCUGAGGAACGAUACUUCGGAGAAGUGUUUGAAGGAGAGUAAGGGGCGACGUCAUCCGCGUGUCAGUCCGGUGGUUGUGACGAAGCUGAGGAAGUUCUUCAACGAGCACAAUCAACGUUUCUACGAACUCGUCGGAGAGGAUCUCGGCUGGCCAGAGGAAUAACCAUCGUGGAAAGUCCCGACUCGUUCGUUACGUGACGCGAGUCGUGCGUGCAUCCAGCGGCGGGCGUGAUCGUUCAAGUUGAAAUCAAAUACUCUGUCGUCCUCGGCGAGGAAGAGAUAUCGCUACCGAACGAAAUUAAUCAUGACGUCGAAGAACGGAGACGCUUCGAGGAUCAGCGAUAUUCUUCGGGGACGCACGAGGAUAAGUAAUUUAUUAUUAAUUAUCUAUUUCUUUAUUCUCGAUAAAGAGGUGCAAUCCGCUGAUAUUUCACGAUGAAAGUAUAAUCGGCGCCGUUAUUAGCGGAUGCAUGCGAGACUAGCGUCUUGUUAUUGCAUUAUCAAACGUGUAAGCAUACACAAAACAUGCGCACACAAAUACACACACACACACACACACACACAAACACAAAGUUACAAUAACGCCGGCCAAAAUAAAAUAGAGGCGCGGAUCUGCGAGACGGACGCGAUCGCCUCGUAGAUUCACGCGGCAUGCGGAUCACAUUGGUCCGUGACUUUACAUAUCAAUUUUACAUAUCGAUAGUUUACAUAUCAAUAGGUUAACUAGUUCGUACGACAAAGAUUGAAUAUUUUUAUAAUCCACAUUGGAAGUUGUUAUAUCGCUUAUGUCGUUAAGGAUAUUAACGCGAAGGACCUUCGCGCGAUCAGGAAGAUCGAAAGUUUUAUUUAUUGCGCCACGCGCAUGCACGAUUCACACCGAUACAAAAGGAGGGGAUGUGUAAUUAUGCUAAUCCGCUCUUUUUUUUUUUUUCAAACGAAAUCGAAAGAGAAAGCCGCAAUAUUUUUCUUUUCCCCUUUCUCUCCGAGUUUCCCUUUCUCCUUCUCUCUCUUUUUCGCCCGCGGAAAAGCGCGAACGUUCUUCUCUGAUACUGGAUAUUGGCGCAAGCGUUCCUCUGGGAACACGAAGAGAAGGGUGGAAUCCGACCAACCGCGAAUAAACUCGUCAGCGGCAGCAUAGACGGAACGGUUCGCCGGGACUUUAUCGUAGAAAUCUUUAUAAUCGAUUAUUCUCCAAAUCUCCCGACGGAGCUCGAACAUAUAACGUUCUUUUAUAUGUAAUAAAUUUUUAGCGAAGGACCGAGUAUUACAUGUGUAGCUAAAGCAACGCGACAACAGAAACUCCAUUAAGAGUUUAUUACAGUACGGAACGAACUCGCUCUGUCGCGCUGAAAGAAUUCUCAAUUAUUACACAGACGAUUAAUAAUUCAGCUUGACGUCGACGAGGAUGACGAACGUUGCGAAGCGCGAGUAAUUGGUGUCCUUCUACAAUCUACUUGCGAAUUUCGAAUGGAGGCGCAUUAAAUUUUACAAUAAUCGUCAUCCGGUAUAAUCGAGAAAUUUUACAGAAAUUUUUAUAUUUUUCUGAAGUUUCUUUUCUAACGCUAAUAGAAAUCACUGACGAUUAGAGACGCGAUUACAAGGUACAUAUCUGUUAUUGGGAACACAAGGGGGAAAACAAGGGGGAUGAAAGAAGCGAAUCGCACGACAGCCUGUCGCUUAGCGACAAGCUCUUCUCUUGAAAGGAUACGGCGCCAUAAAUAAUCCACUUUGCGGCGCAAGUGAGUCGUGCAUGCGCGGCAAAAUGCACCGUGCGUUAAUUCGUGCGAUAAAUACCGGUCGCCUAGACUCCUCCGGCCGGAGAUCUCGGGAAUCGGAGUGAAUGGUGUUCCGAGGCCAAGUGCGUCAAUUUUCUUUUGCGCCGCGAUUACUUCCAACGAACAAGUACACCUAUUAUCCGAUAUAUCUUCGUAAUUAGAACGAACAGUGUCAUUGACUUGGAAGCUAAAGGCAAGAAGACGAGACAGUUUGAUUAAAUCAUUCCCUGCGAAAGGAGAAAUCGUUUAUCUCUGGUACUGGAAGAGAAAGAGCUUCGUUCGAGCUUAUUUCUGUUAAUCUGUUUUCAGUUACGAUUAUUUAGAAGCGAGGCACCGCUUUACGCGCACCGACUCCGUUAAUUACCUCGUUGCUGCAAUUUGCUUGCCAUCAUGACGAUAACGCGAGCCCGAUCAUCUGGGUUUCGCGAAAACCCAACUCGCAGUCUCGUUAACGACAAUUUCGAGUCCCGAGCAAUUUGGCUCAAAGAGAGGAAGUCGUGCAUCGUGCGUCUCGUAGUCGAUCCUCUUUUCCGCACACACACUUUGAUCAAAUCUUUGCUCGGGGACACGGUCGUAUUCGUGUGAGUUGUAAUUUCCGCAGACAACCUUUGAUUCUCGUUGGAUUACCUCACUUGGUACGGUUUAUAGAGUGCUCGCGGGAUGUGAAUUGCGAUCUUUCGCUACACAAAGAUACCUGGGCAUCUCUCUCUCUCUCUCUCUCUCUCUCUUUACUUUCACAAAUAACGUCGGAUCGAUAAGGUCGGAACGAGCGAGCAAUUGUUUAUCAAACAAGUAAAUUUUCAAUUAGAGGGUUAAUACACGGCGUGACCGAGGACGGAUCUAACAACGUCACGCUAUCGGUCUUUACGUCUCUCCCCCCUCCGUAAUCUUACUGAGAGAAUAUUUAAUUCCACCUUGACUGAUGACCAAGCGAGUUUAUUCGGUACACGCGUGACACGCGAUCGCUUUUCUCGACUUCGCUUAAACGCACGAGGAAAAACGCACGUGCCGCUCGAUAUUCUUCCUCGUGACAAGCAAAGGGAUUGCGUUACGACUUCCGACCUCCACACCCAAUUAAGGAACCUGCAGACCUUCUUUAAGUAAAGUCACGGCACGAUUCGAUAAGCUAAGAAGCGUAGCCGGUCACGUUAACCAUCUCGCACGCUCGGUUACGCUUAUUUAAACAUUUUAAAUAGUCGAGGGUAAUAUUUUCCAGCGAGUUUCGCAUUCUCUGACAAGCUUAGUAGUUCUUUUCGAGACAUUUCGCAGCGGCAUUCGAUCGCCGAUCGAUCGAUAUUCUCCAUCAUUUUGUCACCCCCGCGGAGUGAGAACACCGAGAAAAUGAUGCAGUGAGAAUUAGCACGGCUGAAUAUAGUUGCGCUUUCGAUUAUAAUAAUCUCCGGGCGCACGAUGGAAUUGCCCGAGAGCGAAAGCUCUUUUUGUAACGAAUAUUAAAUUUACCGCGACUUUAAUAAAUCUCCCGCCAAAUUAUCUAUCCGUUGGCCGUCGUUAAAAUUACGGCGCGAAAAAAUAUCGUCUCCGGAGCGGAGCAAGAUAAAUAUUGUUCCUUUCCAUCUUUCUCGUUACUGCUAGAGAACGUUGCAAGUAGAAGUUUCACUCCCCGGCGCGCAUCGCGCGCGAUCACGAUAUUCUCCCUCGGCCUCCGCGGCCCCGGUGUCGGUCAUUCACCCCGACUUUAGCGGCGUUAACACCCCUCCCGCCCCGUGCCCUCUCUGCCGGGGUGAGAGGUGCUCUUUUUUUCAGCCCCAUUUUUUUUCUAUUCGUCGAUGUCCGGUCAAUCUACGGGGAUUUCACGCGGCCCUUCCAUUUGCAGGGGGUGUCGAGAAAACAAAUAUUUUCAACGCCGAAGUUAGCGCGGCAGCCUCUGUAAAUAUGUCAUUUCUCCCGCACCUUCCGGUUGAAAUAUGAAACGGUAGGAACGAGCGCCUGUACCUGCGAUACAGAUGUCGAACGUGUAAUGUACCUUGUUACGUAUACACCGGAGAUGUCCGACGACCUAUAAAAUGUAACACACAUCGCGCGCGCUGUGGAAGUAGAAAUUGAAUUGGGGUCUUUCGGAAACAGCUGCCCGUGCGCCCGGAUAACCUCUUUGCCUUGACUGAUCGAUAUUGCUCGCCAUUCACGUGGACGUCCGGCGAAAUGUACGCAGAUCCCGCGGAUCCCUCUUGUCCCUUUCGUCUCCAUUACGGAUGCACCCUCCACGGAGCGCGGGCCGGCGGGAUGAAUAUGUAUUUUCUAGCGAGCGUGGCACGCGAAAGCACUGGAAUUUAUAAAGACCCGUAGCAGGUAUCUCCGACCAUUUGCCAAACUAUUUCCUCGCUCCUCCCGUAACAACGAUCUCGUGUCUGAGAUAUUUAGCCUUGAAAAUGACGAACGAUCGUUCCUUCCCCAAGUUCUCAAGAAAAAAAUCCAAACUUUGAAACUUUCCAAAGUAUCUUUCGUAUUCUCUUUUUAUCUGUAUUUUUUAAAUAUUUUCCCUUUUCUUCCCUUAUAUCCCGAUACCCGAACACAAUGAAUAGUCUGACGCGGUGAUCGCAAGAGGAGCUUCUUUUCGCGUGUGAUGAAUAUGCAUUUUAUGCAAAAUGCAUCCGCGUUCGCCGACUUAAGUCGAGGAAGAAGAAGCGCCGGACUACGAGGCUUCGCAGGAAGGAAGGGUUCGCCUAACGAUCUCGAGAAGUCGCCGCGAAUAAAGGAAUUAUACGGAAUUAUGAGGGCGUGGAUUGCGAUCUAACAACGUGAAUCCAAAUACGGAGGGGUCACCGACCCCUAGCACUCCGGUAAAGUCGGGAAGGAAAUAGGAAACUGUACAACACGUCAGGAAAAUCACGUAAGGGUGGACGAGAACGGGGGAGGCAGGGGGGCCAAAAAAUGUCACCCCCGGGGGAGGAAAUUUUAUGGCGCAUUGGCUAUGGAGUAUCUCCGAGCGCGUUACUACUAGCAUGAUAAAAUUCAGGAUCGAUUCUCCCUUAAUCGCGUAUUACUAUGCGAUACCCAACGUGAACGGCCGAGUUGCCUCGGUCUCGGGGGAUAAUAAUGACGCAGUAAUCAACCCUCGAGAAGUUUCGCGGAAUGGCGGCUUAAUAAUGCACGCGAAGUGCUCCCGGAAUCCACGUGUCGAAUCAAUGACGAAAUGGAAUAUUCGCAAUUUUCGCGACCGUUUUUGCCAAAUCGCGCGAUGGGUGUCGGAUCAAUAAGAUAAGCCUGCUUCGACCGCUCUAACUUUUUUAUCUCGGAUUUUAGCGACGGAAAGCUGAAGUACAUUAACCUGCUAAAGAGGAUUUUGUAUACCGCUCCCUGUUGCACGUCACAUUUCUUAUUAUUUAUUACGUUGAUGUUAUUUGAAUGAAUAUCGUUUGUAAUAACAAUAUCUCCCAUGCACAUUUUUCGUGUUUCUAUUUCACGACGGAAGUAAAAAUGGUGAAGCGCGGUACGAUGCUAUGGCGGAAAAAGCGUGAAAAUAUCGCUGUUACUACGCAAAAAUCUAAUUAAUUGCCCGUACAAACUUUUUCACACUUCAGAUUCCGGAACCUUUGAAAUUUUUCGACCCGGCUCGAAAAGCGGGCACAAAAGUUAUUCGUUUGCGCAAUUCGCGUGACUGCGCGUUUCCCGGAAAUAUUCUAGCAGAACGAUUACUCGAACGCUUUAAAAUUCAAAUUUCAGUGUUGAACGUUUUCAGAGCACACACAUACUUAUUCGUAAAAGAAAAAUUUCUUAUUUAUUGCAAAAAAAGUACAAAGUAAAUUAAUGUUUCCGAAUAUUCUUCAUAGACGUCGCAAGAAAGGACGUCCAAAUAUCGGAGAACCGAGCUACGUACCCGUCGCUAAAUAAUUGAUGAGAGCAGCUUGAUCUUCGUUUGUCUCCGGUUUGCAUCCUUCAUUGAUGUGCGGCGAUCGAUUUAGCCUAUUUUCCUUCCUGCAGUUACCCUUCGUUGCCCUUCGCUCCUAUAAAUGGCGUGGGACUAGCUAAAUCCAGAAAACUAUUAUCUAUAAUAUCUAUAAGCACAUCGUGUUAUCGAGAAGUUUUUGUAAGAAAGAAAGAUGUAUUUUUGUCCGACCCGUCCAAGCGCUCGUAAUUACUCGAAACUUAUCGUUUCCAAUAAAUAAAAUAAACUUCCAGUACCAAGAUACACGUAUAUCUCCUCGAAAACUUUGCGUCUUUGGAAAUAAAAAUAUCAGAGGAGAUAUCGAAUGGGGGGAAACGUCAAGUCGUAUGAUAUCACGAAAUUCGUAGAGGAAGUUUAGUUAGAAGUGGUGUACGUUUUUAUAACAACAUUCUCGAAGAUUGACGCGCAGGCAUAGGCCUUCGAAUCUCCCGCAGCACGAAGGGGAGGUUAGACCAUGGGAAAAUGAGAGAAACCAAAGAUAUUAACGAGUCAACAAGGAGGGUGUAUGCGAAUGUCUCUUUUUGGGGGGAGGGGGGAGGCACGCACCCUCGUGCUCGGAGCGCUAGUCGUUAAAGAGAAAAUAACAUAUCGUACUUGUUAAGGAUAGAAUAAGAAAAAAAUCGCUCAACGAUCCUUGGAUCCUUCGAACCUAUACUUCGACAAAUCCUUGGAUCAUUGAAUUCUCGAAUUACCCGGAUCCUUGGACCGUCGUCGGAUUCACGGAUUAUCGAAUCGCGCGCAUCGUUCUUUCGCGUCGCGCUCGCCACGAAUUUGUGCACGUGAAUUCAUUCUCGUUGAGUGGAAUUUUGCGAAAUUGCGCGCACAGCAUAAUUCGAUGCGGUGGCAAGUCCUUCCAAUAAUACUCGAUUGCAUCACUUUGUAAAGGUACAAAAAGAUUCAAUUUAUGACUCAAUUUCUGAGACACUCAAUUCGAAAAUGAAAAAGUUAAAGAGGCGACUAAGUCGAAGGUGAAAAGUACAAAAGAUACGACAAGCGGCAACCUACCAUCGAAAGAAAUUCGCCCGGAAAGCGAGAAAUCUAUGAAUGGAGGAGACAUGUAGUGGAUCUAGGAUACAAUGUGUACACGCGCGAGUCCCAACUUGCGCUUGCUUUCCGUUCUUUCUUAUCGGCUUUCGCGAGAGUCAACGGCGGCAGUGAAGUACACUCUCCACCACGGGAUAUCUGGACGAGAGUAGUGUCUCCGUCCUGCCAACCGGUCUCCCAUCCUCUUUCCCUUCACCUUCGUCGUCUGUACCGUGCACCCCGGGGGACAGCGCUGAUUUAUUUAAAAGACGAAGUCGACGCGACGCGCAGCUGCCGGCUUCGUCAAUGCCCGCAACAGCCGCUCGAUUUUUCUCGCAUCCUCGGUUUUUCGUCUCGAUUUUUAUUUUAGAUUCUUGUCCCCGUCGAUACAUGUGCCAAUUUGUUUUUCUAGUCAUUCAAAGCGACUCUCUAUAUUUGGUUUGCUAAACUUGCCGCGUUAAUGACUCCAAUGAAAAAUUCACAUUUCCAAUUUUAAAUCCUCCGUAGCUAAAUAUACUCCACUUUCAAUAAUUAAGUACGAGGUCAAACUUUAUUGGCAAUGAUUUAGGCAGUAGACUAUUUUUGAUUGAUAUCCUUAAUUCUCUCUCGCCCUCUUAAUUACUCGUGACUUAAAUUGUAACUUUAUUAAUACUUCGAUUUUCAACCAACCACUAUUUUCCCCCGCAUAGACCGCAGUAUCCAUACGAUACCUCGCGAGUAAUCCUCCGAGGAAAUUCCUCCGAUCGAAAACAAAUGGCAGAGGAACGGUGUGUAUACAUGCGCUCUUUGUUCGUCUGCAAGAUUUCGGUUUAUAUCACGGAACAACGUGGCGGGCGCAAUCGGCGCUCUGUCGAUGAAAUAUCAGAUAUCUUAUCGAGAUGACAGCUUCUACGACGACUCGAACGCCGUUGUCUUUCAAGCUGUACGUCCGGUAAGGCACUUGAUAACGCUCGCGCGGAAAAUGAUAAAUCAGAGGUGCACAAACUAAUGCGCAUUCGCAGCUCGGCGUAGACCAACUUGUUGUUAAUUUUUUGAGAGACGUUAUAAAUAGAAUUAAGUUAAGAUACGAUAUUCCGUAGAGCACGCUACACAUCUUUACUUGACAGCGGAUAUAUGUAUACAUAUGUUAAAGCAGAAGUCGUGUUAUUUUGUAAUUGCUAUCUCUCUCCCUGUGAUGUCAAAUUAACUUUUGUUCCUGCAAUAAUAAGUGCAGUAUGUAUUAUUAUUAUUAUUGUUAUUAUCGUUAUUACUGCAAUCUAUAUUUUUAGUGAUAAAAAUUGAAGCAGCUAGGGAUCAGUUAUCGAUCCGAUUAACGCGAUAGCUGAGGAGUUAGUAGCAUUUUUUGGGAAAAAAGACAAUUAACACUCUAUAUGCACAUUGUUUUAUUUUUCCGGUAUACGUUGGAUCGUGAUCCUUUCGAGUUAAUUUUCACUACUUUUAAAAAUGUAAAAAAAUUCUUUGGUGUCUCUUACAAGUUUAACAUUUCUUAAAAGUAUUUAUAUGUUUGUUUAUUGAAAUUGUAUUCGUAUAAACGUUAUAAACUGAUUAGAGUGCGUCUAAUUUUUCAAAGAAAAGAAAUUCGCAGGACAAAAAUUGUCGAAUCGCGCGUAUGGAGUGUUAAGCAAGGAAAAAUUCCAUUUGUCUUGUUCUCGUUUAUGUUAACUACUUUAUCACGUCACUUGUAUGCGAUUUGUCUAGAUAUUUCCGAAAUCUUUGUCCGGGUGACCAAAAAAAAAGGCGAGUUUGCGCGCCGCUGGUGCAGGCGUAAGGAUAGCCGUAAGAUACUAGAUUUACAAAAUUGUAGCUAUACGUUAAGCAAUAAGCCACGCUAAAAAUGAAAAAAACGAUACAUAUCAACAAUUGCCUGUACGGUGUAUACGAUGCCGUUUCUCGACACGUGCACCAGAUUAAGCGAGAACAAAAAAAAAUGGAAAGAAAGGAGAGUGUCACAAAAGCGAGGUGUCCGUGCAGAUCCAAAAACGAUUGAGGAGCGAUCGCGCGAGUCGCGGGAAAUGGCAAAAUGUCUCGUAUCGCGUGUGGGAGUUCUGAAAAUGUUAAGUAUACAUAUAUUUACGAGCGUAUAUAUAUUAUAUACAGACGGCGGAUGAAACUUGUAGAAUAAUCCGUCGACCUUUAUGACGAGCAAGUAGCGUAAUCAAGCUAGAUACGUUCCGUGAACAUAUACAGAACAUAUUUCCGUAUUCUCUCUCAUUCGCGACGGGGAUGUUUUUAUGUAUGUAUCGAGGUUCCCGUUCAAAGGGUAAAAAGCUUCCCGCUAAAACUUUUCGGUAGUUUUUUCGCCUCGGAAAACACGCGGAACGCGGAAGGCAAAAAAAAAAAUUACGAGAGGGGAUUGUUGCGGAAAGCGAUGGUUUCCCUUUGGAAAAGCACGAAUUAAUACACGCGGAAAUAUCGAUCGACCCGAAGCCCUUGGCGCGCGUACGGCAAAAAGAGCUUUAGGUUGUACCGCGAAAAAAGGAAAAGAGGAAACGCCGUGGCCGGCGGGAGAAGACGAGGGAGGCCACUUCUCUCGCGGCCAUGUCCGUCUGGCGCGGCCGCGCGCGUUUUUCCCGGGAGAGCAGUCUCCGGCGGAAUACAAAAGCCUUGUGCGCGGCGACCCGGCAAAAAUCGCCGGCACACGCCUAAUCGGCCGAGGGUUGAUUCGAUAAAAACGCGGAAACGGCGCGACCACGCUGCGCCACGCGGAAUUUACAUUCGCGGUUGGAGGGCGGAGGAGGAUGAGACGGGGGAUGGCCGGCGGGACCGGUCGGGAUUGCGGACAAAAAAUGGGGGUGCAAGGUUGAACUUUAUUAUUAUUAUUAUUUCGUUACGUCGAGACAUUUCCCGAUCGCUUCUCGAUCGCGAAGGGCGACGCGCAAUCACCUCAGGGUCGCAUCAAACUAACGCUAUAGUUCAAAACGAGUACAUAUCAUUAGUUGUUAAUGGCGCAUCGUAAAUAGGUUUAAUAACAAUUAAUUUAUUAUACAUUUACCCGUAUCUUAUAUACAUAUAUAUAUAUGAUUAUACAUAUAAAAAAUUGAUAUAUGUAUAUAUAUACAAUAUCUAUAUAGAUAUGUGUACACACGUACAUAUAUACACAAGCUAGCGCGUAAGUUUUAUUAAAACAGUGUAGAGAGAAACGACAGAGGGAACGUAACGAUUGACGAUUAUUCGUCGCUAAUGUUCCGGCAUGCGAAUGGAAAUACGGACAAAAGCUAUUCCAUCGAUAUCGAAACCAGACAGUAUUUUAAAUGAGCGUAGAUAAUGAUCGUUAGUCACGUAUGUCUAUUGCGUACUGUUUAGCGUUGAUAAUCGGUUUCUAUUCGUCUUUUCUUUUAUUUCUUAACUAUAGCGGAGUUUUUUUUUUGGACGAACAGUUGCCUAAGCGCGUCACUAAACUGUGCUCGGAAAAAAAAAAAAAAAAUGGAACUAUCUAUGUCAUAACGUAUUUUCCGAUGUUAUUUUGUGAUUCUAUCGUGUGAUUUGCCGUUAAAAAAAAUCAAAAAUAAACUUUAUCAUACGAAGCCGGACAUCAGUUAAGCACAACUGCGCUUCCACAAUUAAAUUUUUAUAACGACUUGUUAUAUAUAUAUAUUGAAAUCUGUCGACAAACUGCAUAUAUUUAUUGUUCGCGAUUAAUUUGACGCCGAAAGAAAGAUCCUUCAAUUAGAUGUCAGAAAGCAACUCUUCCUCUCGUCGACUUUGCUCUAGAUCGAAAGUGACACGAAAGUACUCCGUAUUCAGAGACACGUACACAUGCGCGCACCCACGUUCACGCACACACUCACACACGCGCGCACGCGUAACACAUUUUAACGAAAAAAAAAAAAAGAAAAAAAGAAUUAUCGUUAUCGAUGUCUACGAUAAAUUGUUAAACCGAAGGACGAAGCGGCAACGAGUCGUCAGAAUCGUUGCCGCUCGGACCGAUUUGUAAUUAACGUUUAACGAUACUUAUUAUUUUUUUUGUAAUAGCGUAAACCGUGUAUGUGUUUCCCGUCGUGAUUACCCUACCAUUUUUCCUCUUUCCUCUUUCCUCGUAUACCUUCGAUAGGAACUUUUAAGAAUAAACGAAUUCUCGUGUCGCUUCUCACUCUCUCUCUCUCGUACCUUUUAAACGGGCGCUCCAUUAGACGCCCGGCGUAUCUAAUUAAUUAAUUCCCUAAUACGUUGUACUCCGGUCCGAUUGUUUAACUGCAUAUACGAGCUAAAGUCGAUUUCUGACCGUUGUUAUCUGUGAGACUGUGAGACACCAACUCCGCUUCUCGUAUCGGGUGGCGUCGCGACGUCUCGCCCCGAUACAUCGAGGGUCUUCUAUUCGUUGCCGUAGCUAGUCAGGCGGAUGUUGCGAGGCAACGGAACAACGAAAACUACGGAACUGAUGCAAAAUUCAAUAAGGAAAUUAAUUGUAAGGGGAAAAAUGCGAACAAAUUUAUUAAACGAGAGACCGGCUCGAACUACAGCCUCUGGCAAACUGCGAGACCUUUAUAUUGGACAUGCACAUUGAAAGGCGUUUAUUGGAUCUCUCUUUAUUGAGGCAAGUAAUUAAUUACAGUGAAAAAUAUAAAAACAAGAAGGUAUCGUGUUGCAAUUAAAUUAGUAAUAUCGUCGCAAAAACUGCAAUAAUUCAAUUAUCUCGAAUACUUCGGGGUCGAGAUUCCGCGAUGCAGCCAUCGAAUUAACCCCUUCUGCCCGACACAACAUUGCAAUUAUCUAGCGAUCCUGCAUGUGCGAUGUGUAAAUUAAGAAGCGUCACAUCGUCAACUAAUGGCUCCUUAAACGACGAAACUUAUGAGACUCUUGGUAGAUAAAAGUGUCUUUUAGAUCGAUGGCUCAAAUAAAUGAAUGUAAAUUCAUCGUGAGUAAUGUGAUUGCUAGAGGUACACUCGCGUAAAAUAAACUUUAAAAAGUGUAAGAUUUAUUAAACGUAAAAUUGUAUAUAGGUUGCAGAAUUUCUUGUUGACAGAAGCUGUGUGAUAAAAAAAAUUUUUGUGUACGUUACGUAUUUGAUAGUGAAUGCAAUUUUACAUUGUAGGAUAUCUAUAAUAUAUAAUCUCGUUGCGACUUCGUAGGAUAAAACGUAGCUCUAGAUAAACAAAUUGUUGUGAUUUAAAUAAUUUAUAUCUUUACAUUCCUUUUUACAUCCGUGAGAUCUCGAUGAAAGAGUUUUAUUGUACCGAGAGUCGCAGUAAAUGUUGAUACGUUGUCACUAACGGAAGGGGUUAAAGGGAUCAAAGAGCUCGUAGCUUAACCACGUAGACCUACCAUACACGCUUCUAUCGCGUUUCUACGCACAUUAUUGUAAAUCGCGAGUAGACGUUAUUGAAACGCUGGAACAAAACUUAUGAGCAUUUUCCUCGACCAAUGUGAGUUAAUUGUUAGCCUGUUACUUCUAGCAUGUAACACACGUGUGUCCGUAGACAAACGUGAUUAUUAAAAAAGAACUUUCUCUUCUAUAGUACAGUCGUGAGCUAAAAGGUUGCAACACAUUUUCUUCGAUGGUUAGAUGGUUCGAUGCUUAAUUGGUUGGAUCCACAGGUAAGAACCAAUGACGUUCGCCAUUCGAUGAGCAAAUCUACAUUCCAAAAACAAUCGAAGAAAAUGUGUUGCAACCUUUUAGCUCACGACUAUACAUAUUUAUAUAUUUAUAUCAUUUUUAUGUACAUAUAUAUAUGUAUAUCUUUUGCUUAUACUGUAGCUUUUGGUUUAUCAAUUGUAUGUUGUUUCAUCGUAACUUGGUUAAAUAUGUAUAAGCACCAAUUUAUAAAAGGCGAUAAGAGAACUAGAAGGCACGCGAUAUUAGACUUGUGUCACGAUUAAUUUUAUUAACUUUUUUUACUUUUAUCUCGUUUUAAUAAUUAAUUCUUUCUAUUGCAUUGCAAAUGUUGCUUCACAUGUUGCCGUAGGUUACUACCCGUGAUUUUUUCCUGCGUCAUUAUUUUACCUGGGAGACCCCCCUCUGAGAGAGCGCCUUUAUCCGCUCAUAUCUUGAGCAAAAAUUAAUAUUUCUUUUAUCUCUUUUUUUUCAUUGAAACGUCAAAAUCUGCUUGAGUAAACUGCACAAGUUUUAUUUAAGAACCAUAAGUAGAAAGAGAGUUAUAAGAGCUUAAAGCAUAAAGAAAUUUUUACAUAGCUAAACAAUGAAAGUUUCCGCUCUCGGGUCUCUCAGACUCGCGACAGUAACCUCGGGGUUAAAACAUGGGAACGAAGCGGGAUAGUUUUUUAAUGCUACACAACGUUGUGGGAAAACGCCCAAGCGUGACUCGCCUCGAAUGCCGAAUACAUCUAGAAGCAACGGGCGAGCGGGGAACUCGACGAAAUAAUUUAACGAUUUGCGUUCGUCGCGCGACCAACGUCUCAACAUCGAGCAUAAACUAAGAGCAAUAAUUCUCACUCGUGUUGAAGAGAAUUCAACCACGCGAUCACGAAUCGCGAUCGAGCUCUCGCGAGUGACGCGCUUUUAAUCGAUGCCGAUCCUCGGCGUGUCGCAGAGGAGAUUUCCCCGCGCGGAAAAACUCUCGUUACACCGAGGAUUAUCUGAAAGAGAAGUUUAGAGGGAGAGAGCUCUGUCGAAUCGAGAGUGAGAGAACAAACAUCGAGAUACGUAUACGUCGCGUCAGAAAAAGAUGUAAUCGAUUUCUGAUAAAAUGAUGCGGACUCUCGCAUCGCUAAAAAAAAGAAAAAAAAAGUAAGAAUAAAAAUGAUAGAGGAGAGACGCGCAGCGCUUGUCGAGGAGACGAUCACGCGCAGCUUCGAUCGAUAGACGACAGCAAUAGAGAAGACUCGCGCGCCAUCCGCGCGCGCAAUUUCGCGCAAUAAAAAGAUAUAGCAUAAACGCCGCCCGCUACGUGGACGUUUCGCGCGCGCAGUUACAUAUAUUAUAUAACUACGUAAUUGCGUGAGAAACGUGCGGGCGGCAUGAUCCGGCGCGCGCGAGAUCGUCUCAUUGAUGGUUCAUUUCCGGCGCCCUUCGGUGCCGUGGCACGAAGCGAGGCCGUAAAUCACGUUUUUACGGCAACCCCAACGGCCGCGGGCGGCGGCGGCGGCGGCGUCGCGGACCGAAUUUGCGCCUCAUUUCGUUGAAUGAGUUAUUAUUAUUAACAUUAUAGAGCACCCCUCGGGCCGCAUCGUGCAUACUUUGUCCGUCGCUCAUACUUUAUCGGGUCAUCCCGUAAGCGGCACACGGAACGCGUCUCUAUUCGCUUUAUGCGCAAUUAACGGAGUCUCCGCGUUUGUUUCCCCAUCGGUCCACUCCGACCUCUCUCUCGUUCUGCCGCUUCUGCGGGGAAAAAAAAAGAAAGAAAAAACGAAAAGGGCUCGAAGCGGAUCACGAGCGGAAUUGCAUCUGAAUGUAUUUUAUUAAAAAAAUCAAUUUAGAAAGUUAUUUUCUACGUGACAUAUCGAUUACGGCGAGACAGCGCGGAGAUGUUGCGAAGUUACGGGAAAGAGGGUUAUUCGAGUCUUACGGGAUGACAAAUUGUUCUUGUUUUUUUUUCUUUGUACCGCGAUAAAGCUUCGAGCUUCAUAAACACCCGGUAUAACGAAGGAUUAUCGAGCCCGAACGACGUGGGAGAGUCAAUCGUGAUGUUGGAGACGCUGAUGAGGGUUUCACCAACGACUCGACGAUUAAUUUUAAAUCUUUUGUAUGUUUAUAUGCAGUUAAAUAAUGUGUACAUAAUUAUGUAAUUCAGUGUCGUAAAAUUUCAACCGAUUGUAAUACCUACACGUACCUCGUUAGCGGAAAGCAUGUGCUUCGAAUUAUCCUUGUAAUUUCGUAAGGUGAUUAAACGGACCUUUGAAAGA
This is a messenger RNA of Solenopsis invicta (red fire ant), 16120 nucleotides long. It is a transcript of the gene Hs3st-A, whose product is annotated as heparan sulfate glucosamine 3-O-sulfotransferase 5. Lineage: Eukaryota; Metazoa; Arthropoda; Insecta; Hymenoptera; Formicidae. The record is from RefSeq and is a predicted model, not a curated record. Gene Ontology annotation, molecular function: [heparan sulfate]-glucosamine 3-sulfotransferase activity. Bases 624 to 1781 code for a protein of 385 amino acids. The transcript is spliced from 5 exons.